Drosophila takahashii is the source of this 2447-nucleotide messenger RNA. RefSeq names its product high mobility group nucleosome-binding domain-containing protein 5. The record is from RefSeq and is a predicted model, not a curated record. NCBI's taxonomy places the organism in Eukaryota, Metazoa, Arthropoda, Insecta, Diptera, Drosophilidae.
UUCAGCGUUUUAAUAUUUAAUUGUCGUCGAUCGCGAACGGUUGUCAUUGCUCCAGAGUGCGGAGUAAAAUAGUUGCAUUGCCAUUUGGAUCGCCCCGUCUAAACCGUUAGCGUGAAUCGUGAAUAGCGAAGUGAUCCGAUUCGAAUUCCCGGGAAUUUGCUCAAGAGAAUCCCACGGCAACAUUUUUGUUCAGUGAUCUACCGUUUGUUUAAUUUUUUUUGGUUCAGUGCAGAGUGACCAAGACCAUGAUUAAGUGGUUCGGUUUAUCCAUGGCCCUCGUGCUGAUCGUGUGCUCCUAUCCUCCACACACAUCCUCGCGCAGCUACAGCAACGGACUGAUCUUCUACGAACUGAAGUCGCAUCGGCCGUAUCUGCCGCCCACGGUCAGUGUGUCGCGGGGUCGCAACCUGGCGAGCGUCAAGUACUCGGAGAAGGGCUCCAUUUGGUCCACCUUCGGACAGCCCUGCGAGUGCAGCGGACCCACCUGCGGCUGCUGUGCCGGCCUCAAGGUCGAUCAGUACCGAUUCGAUCAGAAAGUCUGCGCCAACGUGAGCUUCGUGCCGCAGCUGGAGGAGGCCCAACUGGAGGUCUAUCUGAACGGGAGGCCCUCCUCGAAGUACGGGAUCUCGGUGCGGAAUCCGGCGCCCUUCUGCAUUCCCGUCAUGAUGGGCGUGCCCAUGGCCAUGUGCGUCCAAAUGACCGACGUGGCCAUGGUCGACAGCCAUCUGAACAUGUGCAUGGACUUCGUGGUGCGACUGGCCACCACGGAUCUCUUCGAGAUGCACUUCCAGUGCAUGCGGAUGGGCCUCGAUGGGCUGCAGUAUGUGGACAAGAACGGGAAGCCCGUGCUGCCAGCUGGAGGUGGAGGAGAUGGGCAGAGCGACGAUCCCGAGGAGUACGAGUACGCCGAGCUGGAGGAUCAGCCGGAGGAAUAUCCCUCGCAGGAGGAGGUCAAGGUGGAGGAUCGGCCAGAAGAGGAUCAACCAUUGGGCUAUCCACCUCUGUUGCAAAACCAAGCACAGAAGACUGAGCCUCAGAAGAAUCAGCAGCAGCAGAUAGAGGAAGAUCAACCUGAGAAGAAUCAAACACUGCUUGAAAACGAGGAGAAGAAUCCCGCAAGUGAAGAUCUUGGCUAUCAACCACUACAUCAAAUCGAUCAUCUUAAAGAAGAAGAACAACAAUCAUUGGAUUAUCAGCCGGUGGAAAAUCAACCUGAAGAGAAUCAACCAGAGAAGAAUCAGGAAGAAUCACUUUCAGACAAACUUAACGAAGAUCCUUUGGAAGAAGACGAUCAGCCUACGGGUUAUCAGCCCAUGAUUGCAAUGGAACCCCAUAAAACUCAGCCAGAAGAAUCUAUUCCAGGGGAUCUGCAAAAAGAAAGCGAAAAGGAGGAGGGCGAAGAUCAUCGGGUGGACGAAGAACCCGAAGAGGUGGAGCCCCUGCCAAUCGAAAGUGAAAUGCUGAUGGCCAGCGAUCAGGCAGAAGAAGCCCCUCUCGAAGAAGAGGCCGAAGAAACGACAGCUGGAGAUGCGAAAGAGACGGAGAAGGAGAAAGAGAUGGAGAAAGAGCAAGAGACACCUGACUAUGACAAUGCUUUGAAUGGCGAGAGUGGCCCGAGGCCAAGUCAGGUAAUUGAAACAAUUACCAAUUCAAUAAAAGCCACUGAGGCGCCCACAACAACAACGACAACCAAAAUACCGACAACAACGAAAAUACCAACAACAACUAAAAUACCAACGACAUUUAACAAGCCAAACAUCGUUGUUAUUGAUGACACAAACAAUGGGGAGAAGACGCCAGUUCGAGAAGAAGACGGGGGUGAGAAGACAGUAGCAGAAGAGGCGGAGAAAGAGGGGGCCGAAGAAGACGAGGAAGAAGAAACCGAGGAAGAGGCGACAACAGUGGCUGUUGAAAUGGAAAACGAUAGCGAUAAUGAGAUAAACGUGGACGAUGAUGAUGACGAUGAGGUAGAGAAAAAAAACCAGGUGAAGGAACCCCCAAGCCAGGUGGUAAAAGGGGAGACCAAAACGGAAGAAAAGCCCGCGAAAGAGACGGAGAAAGAGGUGAAGACGGGUCACGGUGAAAAGGUCAAGCCAGAUGACACGGCGGCUGAAGAAGGAGAAGACGAAGACGAGGAGGAAGAAGGGGCGGAAGAUAAUAAUGAAGAAGGAGAGGACGACGACGUGGAAGAGGAAGAGGAGGACGAGGAUGCCGAGGAGGAGGAAGAAGAAGGAGAGGCUGCUGCAGAAGAAUCCACCGAGGCAGCAAAGUCCGAAGAAAGCGCUGUGAAAACCGAUGAAAAUGGCUAUGGCUAUCAAAAUACAUAUGCAAAUGCAAAUGAAAAUGCGGCGCCGGCAGCAAAGUCGUUGUCCCGACGUCGACGCCUGAGGAAAAUGCCCCUGCGGAAAAUCCAUUAGCCCCUCCUUAAACAUAAUUUAUUGUAAUUC